Cooperia oncophora is the source of this 489-nucleotide messenger RNA. The record is from the annotation of a GenBank genome assembly. Lineage: Eukaryota; Metazoa; Nematoda; Chromadorea; Rhabditida; Trichostrongylidae.
AUGUUGACGCGAUUAGAUGUGACUAAUUGUGGUCCGGGUCAAACCUCGAAAGGAAAAGGGACUUUUAGCGAUCAGAAAUCACAAAUUCCAAGCCAAAAUGAACCAUUUUCAGGCAGAGUGCUGAAGAUGGUGACGGAAAUGGGCUCGGCCACAAUUGGAGGAAUCUCACCGGCUUUGUCAGCCAACGCUGCUAAAUCUUUCUUGGAGGCCACUGACAAGGAAAAGAAAGAGCUUCAGGGUUUGAACGAUCGCCUCGGCAACUAUAUCGACCGAGUGAAGCGCUUAGAGGAACAGAACAGGAAACUGGUUGCCGAUCUGGACGAAUUGCGUGGAAAAUGGGGAAAAGACACUUCAGAAAUCAAGAUAAAAUACUCUACAUCGCUAUCGACCGCUCGCAAAGACAUCGAUGACUCUGCCAGAAGAAAGGCCGAGAUCGACGUCAAAGUGGCUCGUCUACGCGACGACCUAGCCGAGUAUAGAAGCCGGUGA